UGACGAUCAUGGUAUCAUAAAGGCAUAAAAUCACAGAUACGUGGGCUCUAAUUUUGCCACAAAAGUUAUUUUCUUCGUCAUAGGAGCACGCCAUUGCUGUAUCACUGACUUCAGUUCGGAAUUAGUUGCAACAAAAUGUCUGAUUUAGACAUGGCUGCCAUAACAAGAACCUGUUUCCUGAUACUCUUUGUUUCAUUUUGCUUUGGAUUUCCCAAGGGAGAAGGACUCACAACUAUCCCGACAAUGACUGAAACCGUCACCAUUGAAUACACUACACUGCCUGCUAGUGAGUCUACAAUCAACCAAACCGAAUACACUGCGCUGCCUACAAAUGAGUCUCCAAUCAACCAAACCGGAAACACAACGAUGCCUACUAUGCCCCCUAUUGAUCAAACAGGAUACACUACGCUGCCCACAAGUGCGCCCCCUAUUGACCAAACCGAGCCUGGAAGUACUAAGAAGGCAGCGACGAGGGCUUCGUCCAACAGUCCAACAGAGACAGAGAGACCUAAGAAAGUGAUGACUAAACCCCCGCCUACAGUUAAAGCAAGUUCGGUGCUCGACCUCAGUGCCGCAUUCGGUGCCGUAGCUGUCAUACUCCUUAUCGUCAUCUUUUUCGUCUUACGAGGCUUGUACCAGACGAGAAACGAUUCCAAAUUGGAGAUAACAGAGAUUCCAUUGGAGAACGUAACAAGCGGCCAAUAAACAUCGAACAAUGCAAAGAAAACAUGACCAUCAAUUUGAUACAACUAUGCAGUUGUUUGUGUAAGAAUCAUCAAGUCACACACUGAAAGGGAUUGGUUAUCUUUGCCUCAGAUUCUAAACAAAAUGCUGGAUUUAGCUCAUGCUGCAAUCAUAAUCAUAAACCUUCAGGC
This is a messenger RNA of Strongylocentrotus purpuratus (purple sea urchin), 875 nucleotides long. RefSeq lists its product as uncharacterized. The record is from RefSeq and is a predicted model, not a curated record. Bases 136 to 705 code for a protein of 189 amino acids. Lineage: Eukaryota; Metazoa; Echinodermata; Echinoidea; Camarodonta; Strongylocentrotidae. The transcript has 10 exons.